Messenger RNA from Osmerus eperlanus (European smelt), 1378 nucleotides. It is a transcript of the gene cldc1, whose product is annotated as C-type lectin domain containing 1. The coding region runs from base 252 to 992 and encodes 246 amino acids. The transcript is spliced from 6 exons. NCBI's taxonomy places the organism in Eukaryota, Metazoa, Chordata, Actinopteri, Osmeriformes, Osmeridae. The record is from RefSeq and is a predicted model, not a curated record.
AGUAAAACAGAGCAUGGAAAGUAUUUAGCAAGUUUCAAACUUCCCAUUUUGGAAGGCUCUGUCUUUUGUGCAAUACUAAGGGAGCUUCCAGAGCAUAAAGCCUCAACGAGGAUCCUGGAAUAACUCAGAGCUGAAUGCAACGGGUGCGGCAAACACACCGAAAGACAAGUAACUCGAUCCAAUACUAAACCAUCAAAUCAGUAGCCGAAACUGUGAAGAUUUUGUCAAUUGUUUUGCGAAGAUUUGCAAUUAUGGAAAACGCGGAGGACUACUCCAGUCUGCAGGAGUUUACUGAAGACUUGUCCUCCAGAGGUACACAGGGACUGAAAAGGGGGUCCGAGUGUUUACGGAGGGAGACUGCACUAUUUGUGCUCAUUGGCCUCCUGGCCUCUGUCUGUGCCAACAUUGUACUGAGCGUGCUUCUUUUCACCAGGCUCUCAGCCAACGUUCCUCAAGAGACUACAGCCAUGACGCUGAGGUUGAACUCUGUACAGAGCCGGUAUAUCAGUCUCUGUGAGGACUACACCAUGCUGGGACAAAGCUGCUCCAAGACAGUGAAGAAGUGUAGAGAGUGCCCUGAAGGAUGGAUACAUUUACCAGACAAAUGCUACAAGUUUAGUGAUAAAAAGCUGGACUGGUUGAGUAGCAGCCAAAGUUGCACAACUAUGGGAAGCCAUCUGACUAUCCUGCACAGCAAAGAACAACAUGACGCACUGGAAAAAGAGGCGAGGAGGAUUGGUGGGUCUGACUACCACUUUUGGAUCGGCCUAUCAGACUUGGAGAAAGAGGGGGACUGGAGAUGGGUGGACAACACAACCCUCCAAAAUAAAUAUUGGGAUGAAUGGGAUUCAGAGCCAAAUAACCACCAGUCUGGAGGGUUAGAAGGGGAGGACUGUGUUGUCCUGGACAGCUUUUCACUGACCUGGUCUGAUGUACAAUGUGAAAACAUCUACAAAUACAUUUGUCAGAUGGACGCCAUCCAGCUCAACUGAAUCACUGCUAACCUGAUCAAACUGUUCUGGAAUCCGAAGCUUGGAAUCUGUUAAUUGACUGUAAUUAAUUAGCAUAACAUUACUAAAUGUGUGAAUUGAUUGGCAGAUUCAAGGGCAGUCAAUUCCUGAGUGAUUUACAAAAUGUUACCAAAGAUACAAAUACACCAUAAAUAUUUUUAUACACACAUGAUCUUCAACAGAGUAGUUUGCUAAACAAUUGCUGUACAUUGGAAUUUGAUUGUUUUUAUUUAGUCGAAUUUGCUUGCUUGGAGUAUUUGAAUUUGAGAUCCUUACAGAUUUUCUGCGCAGGUAGGCCUAUACCAGCUCUUGAAAUUAAUUGUUACUUAUUGUUGAAUUUUAAUAAAAGUGCCUGUUUUUACAGUCAA